AAAACAUUAGUACAAAAUUGAAAGACCCACCGAUUGAAUUCAACUACCUUUCUUCCUCCCUUGUGCCCCCAAAUAAAUACCAACGACGUCGCUUUCUUCCUUUUCCUCUUUCUCUAACUUCCUUCCCAAUUUACAACUACACCUCACUCACUUCCGGCUUUGCUUCACCAAUUCUCACACACAUUCACCAAAUUCUCACGCACCUACAUUGGUUGCAUUCCGCUUUCACUCGCUUCACAAAUCAUUGCGUAAUAAUUCAGCAUUUCUGUUUCCGGAGAUUUUGUUUCGCGGUGAACAAGCACUUUUUUUUUUUUUUUUUUUAUGUGUGUGUGAUGGUGUUGCGGAUUUGAUGAUUGAGCUUCAGGAGAAGUCUCUCGAGAGCUGAGCGCAGCCUGUGUUAUUAAUGGAGGCGGAGAGAGCUCGAGCGGAAAACCGGAGCCUCAGGCUCGAUGGAGUGGCAAUGGAGAGAAGUAAGAGCUUUGUUACUGCAUUGCAGGAACUCAAGAACCUCAGGCCCCAACUAUACUCUGCUGCAGAAUACUGUGAGAAGUCUUACCUUCACAGUGAGGAAAAGCAAAUGGUGUUGGACAAUCUUAAGGAUUAUGCUGUACGAGCUCUAGUGAAUGCAAUCGACCACCUUGGUACUGUUGCUUACAAGUUGGGUGAUAUCCUGGAGCAACAGACAUUGGACAUCUCAUCAAUGGAGCUGAAAGUUACAUGUCUAAAUCAGCAACUUCUGACGUGCCAAAUAUAUACGGAAAAAGAAGGUCUGAGGCAGCAGCAGUUAUUAGCUAUCAUCCCAAGGCAUCACAAACAUUAUAUCUUGCCAAAUUCUGUGAACAAGAAGGUGCACUUUAACCCACAUAUUCAGACUGAUCCUAGGCAACCAACACUAGCAAGAGCCCGUAUUUAUCCUCCAGGUGCUACAGCUGCAAAAACUCUCUCUUGGCAUUUAGCAUCUGAAACCAAGUCGACUUUGAAAGUCCCUGCACGUGGUAUUAUAAGCAAUGAAAACUCGCAAACAUAUGGGAAAACUUCCGGGGCGGCCAACAUGUUAGAUAUUGAAGAGAAUGCACGGAUGAAAUCCACACCGGCUUCAAGUGUAGCGAUGCAAACACUGGGUGUUGUACAACGGGAUGCUUUUGAGGGCUCGAAACCUUUGACUCCAUACCGGUCAUUUGACAAUCUUAUUCAAAGAGGAAUAGUUCGACCUCCUGUUCGCAGUAGGAGUGUCCUCUCAGCUUUCUUUGUCAAACAAAAGACCCCAAGAUUGAGGACGGGCGCGUAACCCCUCGACCAAACUACAAUCUGGAUUUUAGAUCGUUUCAGAUGUUUCAUCAGGUUAGAAGCUAUCAAUAUGGACCUUUUACUUUGAUCAAUCAUUUAACUAGCAGGCGUAUCGUAUCAUCCAAUCUUUCCCUGUUGUGCAUCAAUAAACUAGCAGUAAGGUAGAGAAAAUAUUUGAGGGUUUCCAUUUCUUGAUGUUAUCAUAUGUUGUCUUGUACAUGUUGAUUUGAUCAGACAGUUCUGUUUUCACGUGCA
Molecule: messenger RNA, 1542 nt
Organism: Salvia miltiorrhiza (redroot sage)
Lineage: Eukaryota; Viridiplantae; Streptophyta; Magnoliopsida; Lamiales; Lamiaceae
Product: protein ABIL1
Exons: 9
Coding region: 404-1288 (294 amino acids)
Source: RefSeq, a predicted model, not a curated record